UGGACAAUAUCUAGGAUGUGUUUGAAUCUGGGUCAUGUGCAUCCAAAAACUAGGUCACCAGGUUACAUCUUACUAAUUUAGAGGCCUCAUUUAUGACUCAAUUUUGGUAAAAAUUUGUCAGAAUUUGCUUAUCUUGACAAGAUUAAUUUUAAAUUAAAAUCUUUGAUAGAAGUUAGGUAUUACAAAUGGAGGUAAAUGGUUUAAUAAAAACAGACUUGUCUAAUUGUGACAAGCUGUACAUAAUAGUAACACUCUUUGCCUUUACAACUGAACAUUAGUACAGGGACAAUUCAUUAUCUGAUAAAGCUGCACACUUUGAUACCCACAUGACAUACAUGUAUACACAAUGCGUAUUUUUGAUAAUAUUAUCAUACAAUCAUAUCAGUUUAACCUAAAAAAAGCUUUAAAUUGGUCAUUGUUUUAGGCUAUUGAGAAAGUUUAGAUUUAAUUGUUGUAGAGACAUUUUUUUAAACAAUUUUAAUUCUUUCAUCCAAUCUUUCAUUUAUGUGUGAAAUUGUCCCAUAGUGUAUCUACAAUUCUUUAUCUCACGAGAUUGCAUUUUUUGUGAGGCAAGGAGGACAGUGUGGAGUGUUUAAGUUAUAUAAGUGAUUUAGUCUAGACAUUUGGCAUAGCAAGUCUGUUAAUAUUAAAACAUGGCAGCGGCAUCAGUGUCUUUAAAAUCAUAUGGUUCAGAGACAAUUACAGCCUAUUCUUGCUCAACAUGUAAGAAUAAAAACAUUAAGACUGAGGCAAGAUCUUACUGUAAAAUUUGUGACUUUUGCUUUUGUGACAAAUGCGUAAAUCUACACAAUCAGUUGUUUCAAAAUCAUGUCACUUAUGGGCCUAAAGAAAUGGAGGAGUGGCCGGUUGCCAUCGCUACACAGAAGUUUCUUGAGAACUGUGAAGUCCAUAAGGGGAAGAAGCUGAAGCUGUUUUGUGAGGACCACAGCCAGCUGUGCUGCAAUAAUUGUGUUCUGCUGAGUCAUCGUCAGUGUUCAAAGGUUACCUUGAUUGCUGAUACCACUCUGCCUGUAACAGACCACCAGCAGUUGUCAGACAAGAUUAACUCCAUUCUUGAUCAACUUAUAAAACUGCAAAUAAAUUGGGAAAGCAACCUGAAGUCACUGCAAGUGUCAUAUGAAGAGAGGCUUAUAGAGGUGAGAAGUAUGAGAAAGAGAAUAAAUGACACCUUAGAUAAGCUGGAGGAGACCACACUGAAGGAAAUGGAUGAACUGAACGCCAGCUGGAAUGCGUCUCUCAAGUUUGAUGUUGACACAUGCUCCAGGCUUCGUACUGAGCUGACUUGUCUUUGUGAUGCAAUAAAGAAAAUUGGCAAAAAGAACAAAGAGCUGGCCUUCAUAGCCCAUCAGAAAAGUGAAGAGAUGAUAAAACAAGUGGACAAAUAUCUAAACAGAAAUUAAAUACAGACAGAAGUGUCCUUAAAGUUGAUUGUUUACAAUGACAUUAACAAAUUUUUAUCCAACCUAUCAGGUCUUGCUAAUACCAUAAACAUCACAAAGGAAUUGACCAAGCAGGGGAGUCCAGACCAGGCUAUUAUAGUCACAGGGGCAACUCCAGUGAGUGUGAGAAUACCAAGUGAUACUAGUACGUCAUAUACUAUCUAUGGAAUAUGUGGUCUGUUCAAUGGUCAGAUACUUGUUGCAGAUGUUAAUAAUAAAAGAUUGAAGCUGUUGGCCCUGCAGCACAAGGUGGUCAGUGUCUGUGAUAUGCCCGACUCUCCAUAUGACAUGUGUCUGAUCACCCCCUGCCAGGUAGCAGUCACUGUGGGCAGUUGUAUACAAUUUGUCUCAGUAAAAAGUGGACAGCUGGUUAAGGACAGAAGACUACAGCUACCACAUAUUUGCAUAGGAGUUGCACAUCACCAGGGGGGCCUGUAUGUAACCUCCCGCACUGCUCUGUACAAGUACACUCUCACUAGCACACUGAUGAACAAGAUGUAUGAGGAUACAUCUGCAGGACAUACAGUGUACAAGUUUGCAGUGAGUCCCCGUGGUGACAGGAUCUAUGUUACCAACCCUAACCAACACAAGCUACUCACCCUGGCCAGGGAUGGGACUGUUAUCUCAACAUUCACUGACACAGAACUACAAAGCCCAUGGGGAGUUCAUCUGACACCUGCAGGACAAGUGCUUGUUUGUGGAAAAGCGUCCGACACUGUCAUACAGGUGG
This is a messenger RNA of Dreissena polymorpha, 2190 nucleotides long. Its product is annotated as transcription intermediary factor 1-alpha-like. The coding region runs from base 654 to 1421 and encodes 255 amino acids. NCBI's taxonomy places the organism in Eukaryota, Metazoa, Mollusca, Bivalvia, Myida, Dreissenidae. The transcript has 3 exons. Gene Ontology annotation, molecular function: zinc ion binding. The record is from RefSeq and is a predicted model, not a curated record.